Messenger RNA from Callorhinus ursinus (northern fur seal), 6095 nucleotides. It is a transcript of the gene LRPPRC, whose product is annotated as leucine rich pentatricopeptide repeat containing. The record is from RefSeq and is a predicted model, not a curated record. Gene Ontology annotation, molecular function: mRNA 3'-UTR binding; protein binding. Gene Ontology annotation, cellular component: mitochondrion; nucleus. NCBI's taxonomy places the organism in Eukaryota, Metazoa, Chordata, Mammalia, Carnivora, Otariidae. Gene Ontology annotation, biological process: regulation of mitochondrial translation.
GAGCGUGCAUCCUGCGGUAGGGACGGCCGAGUCAUGGCAGCCCUGCUGAGACCAGCCCGCUGGCUACUCCAAGCCGGGGCGGACCCUCGCCUCCCGCUCUCCCUGCGCCUCCUCGCAGGCGGCCUGAGCCGACCGCACGCCGCCCCUUGUCUGCCGGCCGCCCGCGCCGGGCCUGUCGCCGGAGGGCUGCUGAACCAAGCCAGGCUAUAUGCCAUUGCUGUUGAGAAAAAAAAUUAUCUUCAAGAGGAGCCUGCUUCUUCUCAUAGAAGGAAUGCCAGUCAUUUUGACUGGGCUCUAACGAGACUGGAUAAUUCUGUCCGAAGAACUGGCCGCAUCCCAAAGACUCUUCUACAAAAAGUCUUUGACACUACCUGUCACUCAGGUAGCCCAGGUGGUAAUCAAGCCUUGCUUCUCCUGCGCAGCUGUGGUUCUCUCUUGCCUGAACUGCAGGUCUCCGAGAGAACAGAAUUUGCUCAUAGGAUAUGGGACAAACUUCAGAAGUUGGGUACUGUGUAUGACGUAAGUCACUACAAUGCUUUACUUAAAGUCUAUCUUCAAAAUGAACAUAAAUUUUCACCAACUGACUUCUUGGCAAAAAUGGAGGAAGCAAACAUUCAACCAAAUCGAGUGACAUACCAGAGGUUGAUUGCUGCUUAUUGUAAUGUGGGGGAUAUUGAAGGUGCCAGCAAGAUUCUUGGAUUUAUGAAAACCAAGGAUCUGCCAGUCACGGAGGCAGUUUUCAGUGCCCUUGUUACGGGGCAUGCAAGAGCUGGAGAUAUAGAGAAUGCAGAAAAUAUUCUCACAGUGAUGAAAGAUGCUGGAAUUGAGCCUGGUCCAGACACAUACUUAGCAUUAUUGAAUGCGUAUGCUGAAAAGGGUGACAUUGACCGUGUUAAGCAGACUCUGGAGAAGGUGGAGAAGUCUGAUCUUUACUUUAUGGACCGUGAUUUAUUCCAAAUUAUUUUUAGUUUCAGUAAAGCUGGGUAUUCUCAAUAUGUCCCAGAAAUUUUGGAAAAAAUUACAUACGAAAGAAGAUAUAUUCCAGAUGCAAUGAACCUCAUUUUACUUUUAGUCACCGAAAAAUUGGAAGAUACAGCAUUCCAAAUUUUAUUAGCAUGUCCUGUAUCAAGGGAAGACAGUCUGAGUGACUUUGGCAGUUUCUUUUUGCGACACUGUGUGACUAUGAAUACGCCUGCAGAGAAGCUGAAAGACUACUGCAAGAAGUUAAAGGAGUCCCAGAUGCACACAUCUCCUUUGCAGUUCACACUUCAGAGCGCUUUACUAGCCAAUAAAACCGAUUUGGCAAAAGCUCUGAUGAAGGCUCUGAAGGAAGAAGGUUUUCCUGUCAGAACUCAUUAUUUCUGGCCAUUGCUAGCUGGACAUCAGAAGAAGAAAGAUGUUCAAGGUAUCGUCGAAGUUCUCAAAGCAAUGCAUGAAAUGGGAGUAAGUCCUGAUCAGGAGACAUAUGUAAAUUACGUGUUUCCAUCCUUUGAUAGUGCGAGGUCAGUUCGUGCUGUUUUGCAGGAAAAUGGAUGUCUACCUGAAAGUAAUGUAUUUUCACAAGCUGAAUUGAGAAGUGAAGCAGUUAAUGGGAACUUAGCCUAUAUUUUAUCAUUUUUGGAAUCAAAUACACAGCCUUUGUCAUUCGCUUCUUUGAGAGGCAGUCUAAGUCUAGGCUUUAGGAGGUCUAUGGAUAUAAAUCUUUGGAGCAAGAUAACAGAACUGUUGUAUAAGGAUGGACGUUAUUGCCAAGAGCCUCUAGGACCAACGGAAGCUGUUGGCUAUUUUCUUUAUAACUUGAUUGACAGCAUGAGUGACUCAGAGGUACAGGCCAAGGAGGAGCGUUUGAGACAAUACUUCCAUCAGCUGAAGGAGAUGAAUAUAAAAAUUCCUGAAAAUAUCUACAGAGGCAUUCGUAAUCUACUGGAUAGCUACCAUGUUCCUGAAUUGAUUAAGGAUGUUAAUACAUUGGUUGAAAGAGAGAAGAUAGACUCUAGAAAAACUACACAGCUGCCGUCAUCUCUUUUGGAGUCUACACUUGAAAAACUACAAGCUGAAAAUCAACCUAUAGGAGAUGUCCUAAAGCAACUCAUACUAGCGCUUUGUUCAGAAGAGAACAUGCAAAAAGCUCUUGAGUUGAAAGCAAAAUAUGAAUCAGACAUGGUUGUUGGUGGCUAUGCUGCUUUAAUAAAUUUGUGCUGUCGACAUGAUAAUGCAGAAGAUGCAUUGAACCUGAAACAAGAAUUUGACCGAUUAAAUUCAUCUGCUGUCCUUGACACUGGCAAGUAUGUAGGCCUUGUAAAAGUAUUGGGAAAACAUGGCAAGCUCCAAGAUGCUAUUAACAUUCUAAAGGAGAUGAAAGAGAAGGAUGUUGUUAUCAAAGAUGCAACAGUCUUGUCCUUUUUCCACAUCCUAAAUGGCGCAGCUUUAAGAGGUGAAACUGAAACAGUGAAACAGUUGCAUGAAGCCAUCAUGACUCUAGGGUUAGCAAAACCAUCCACUGCCUUAAGUUCCCCAUUGGUCACUCUGUAUCUGGAAAAGGAUGACUUAUGUGCUGCUCUUGAAGUCGCCAUCGAUUGCUAUGCAAAGUAUAAAGUAUUACCAAGGAUUCAUGAUAUCUUAUGUAAACUGAUAGACAAAGGCGAGACUGAUCUAAUUCAGAAAGCAAUGAACUUUGUAAGCCAAGAACAAGGUGAGAUGACGAUGCUGUAUGAUCUCUUCUUUGCUUUCCUACAAACAGGAAAUUACAAAGAGGCCAAGAAGAUCAUUGAGACUCCAGGCAUUAGAGCUCGAUCUACAAGACUUCAGUGGUUUUGUGAUAGAUGUAUUUCAAGUAAUCAGGUUGAAAUUCUAGAAAAAUUAGUGGAGCUGACACAGAAGCUGUUUGAAUGUGAUAGAGACCAGCUGUACUACAGUCUGCUAAAAUUAUAUAAAAUAAAUGGUGACUGGCAAAGAGCUGAUGCUGUGUGGAAUAAAAUGCAAGAAGAAAAUAUUAUUCCUCGUGCAAAGACAUUAAGAUUAUUAGCAGAAAUCCUUAGAAACAGUAAUCAGGAGGUUCCUUUUGACGUACCUGAGUUGUGGUAUGAGGGUGAAAAGCACUCCCUGAAUUCUUCAUCACCCUCACGUGCAGAAAGUAAUAUCCAGAAAGAUCUGUUGAAUGCCUGCCAACAGAAGAAAAGCAAAGAUGCAUAUACUACUUUCCUGAAGGCACAAAAGCAAAACAUUGUGUUGAACAGUGAGACUUACAGCAGUCUUAUAAAAUUAUUGUUGGAGAAGGAUAGUUUCUUAGAAGCAGUACAAGUGAAAGAAUUCGCUGAGACCCACAUCAAGGGCUUCACACUGAACGAUGCUGCCAACAGCCUCCUCAUCAUAACGCAAGUUAGGCGGGAUUAUUUGAAAGAGGCUCUAACAACACUAAAAACAGCCUUGGAUCUGGAGCAGAUACCUUCUAGGAUAGCAGUGACCCGCCUUAUUCAGGCAUAUGCGUUGAAGGGUGAUGUAGAAAGCAUACAGGCGAUUCAGAAGAUGGUAGAUGGACUCGAACAUUCAAUUGGACUUUCAAGUAUGGUUUUCAUCAAUAACACUGCUUUGGCACAAAUAAAGAACAAUAACAUAGAUGUUGCAAUAGAAAACAUUGAAAAUAUGCUUACUUCGGAGAAUCAAACUGUGGAACCCCAGUACUUUGGCUUGGCAUACUUAUUCAGAAAAGUAAUAGAGGAGCAGUUGGAACCAGCCGUUGAAAAGAUAAGCAUCAUGGCAGAGAGACUGGCCAAUCAGUUUGCAGUUUACAAACCUGUCACUGAUCUUUUCCUUCAGCUUCUGGAUUCAGGCAAGGUGGAUGAUGCCAGAGCUCUCCUACAGCGAUGUGGCGCGAUUGCUGAACAAACUUCAACCUUCUUGGUGUUCUGUAUCAGGAGCUCUCGGAGACCAGGAAAGGCAUCAACUCUGAAAUCUUUGUUAGAAUUGAUUCCUGAAUUAAUUGAAAAGGAAGAAGCAUACACUUCGGUCAUGAAAAGCUAUGUCUUAGACAAGGAUGCUGUAUCUGCUAAAGCGCUAUAUGAAUAUCUGACUGCAAGGAAUAUAAAAUUGAAUGAUCUGUUUCUAAAGCGUUACGCAGUUUUGCUGAAGAAUGCUGGAGAGCCUGUCCCCUUCACCGAGCCCCCUGAAAGCUUCGAAUUUUAUGCAAAGCAGUUAAAGGAAUCAAGGGAAAACCCUUUGUGAAGCAAGCAGGCACUAUAUUUUGUGUGUAUUUGUGAUUCAAUGUCUAAAAUGUUAUUUUUUAAAUAUAUCUGAGAGGACAGAAUAAAUAAAUGAAAAGUUACUUUGUGUAUUUUUUUUAUUCAUAAUGUAUAUAUUUUCAACACUUUAUUGACAGUAACUGUGCACUUAGUUACUAGACUUUUUGGGGUUUUGCCGACAACAUAAAUUCUACAGCAUUUUUUUCACGGCUUCUGAUGUUUGAAUCUGUAAGUUUUCAGGGUUCUUCUCCCAGUGACUCUUCAGGUCCCCUGUUCUGGUUUGUUCAUUAUUUUCAUAAAAAUGUUAUUCCUUGUAUUUAAGACUUGCUUGUUAAUACUGUGUAUCUGAAAAUUUUGGAGCUAGACAAAAUGGUGCUCGGUGAGCUUCCUAAGGCUUUACUAUUCUAUGAUAGGAAUUCUCUUCAUGUGUGAAACCCAGCAUUAUUUUCCAGUUUUGUAAAUUGGCUGCCACCGGUAGGCAUGUUGUAAGUCAUCACAUCUAGCACUCCUUUUCCUUGCCCUCGGUCAGGGUGCUAUUUGCCAAUGCCUGGAUGCUCCCUGCCAUGCUUUCCCUUCUACCACGGAGGCUUCUGAGAGGCUCUGUUCAUAGACGUCUCUAAGACUGAGUCCUGGCUGUGACUUUGAUCAGGAAGCAGAGAGCAGUGCAUUACCUCUUGUCUUGGUUUCAGGUUUGCCAGCACAAGUACACCCUGCACUAGGCUUUUGUUACUUCAUACUCAUCCUUUGAAUGUGUGAUUUUAUAUAUGAAGGAAAUUGUGGUUUGUAUUGUUUUAUCAAAGUUAUCCCCAAAUUGGCUUUCAUGCCUAUUAAUAUCUAUAUUAUCCGUUGUUACUAUAGAAGAAUUCAGGCUGGGUUGUGAAACACUUUACCAUUACAAAAGUGUCUUAAUAUGUAACAGUGACUAUUUGGGGAUUAGGUAAUUAAUUACCCAAAAUGUUGAAAAUGCUUUAUUUGAGGUUUAUCCUUAUCCAUUUGAAAUCAGUGGUUCCCACUAUUUACAUGAGGGGAGACCUUGCCUUGUAGGAAGUAAGCUGGCCUCAAGCUGGUUGUGCUGCCGACCUGAGUUGUGGACCCAGCCAUCCUUCAUCUAGAGCCUGCAGAUGACAUGAAAGGGAGGGGUGCGUUGAUGGAGGGAAGCCAAGAAGUAAACGUCAUCACGGGAUUGGCUGUGCUUUCCUUCAUCUCGGUUUUGUGGAGGUAGACCUAAGGGUUCAGAGGCCUUGGCCAAUGCCAAGUCCCAGCCUAGAGGACUUAAUGAAGCUCUCCUUUGUUUGCUCCCCAGGGGCAGGCCCUGGAGCUAUUGUGUAUGUCCCUGCAUUGUCUGGUUGGCCACGAGCCUCACGCCUGUUAGUGAUUCCACUGAAGCAGGCCCUAAUUUUUGCAGUAUGCUAACCCUAAGUUAUUGGAGCAAUGCUUUAUUGAUGUUCAUUGAAAUAGGUCUCUCAGAAGAGGCAUAACCUUGGGACAUACCCUGGACUUCCCAGUUUUGUCUGGGCCAGAGACUGAGAGUACAAUCUUAAUUGCAUGAAGUGACUCCAAGCCAGCCUUGUAUAUUGACGCUGGUAAAAUGCCAGGUGUAGUGCCGAGGAAAUAGGUACAAAUCCCUCAUCUAGCAUUCUAAACAGCACUACUGGCUUCCCCUUUUGAAUUUAAAUAUUAAAAAUGUAAUUGUGUAUUUUAUGUGGGCUAAGAAAUACUUUCUAAAUAAUAGCAAAAUUGAAACAAAUAGAAAUAGAGAGCAAACACAAUUAUAGCACACAAUAAUACGUUUUAGACUAAAAUAAGCAAACAGCUAACUAAAAAAGUAAACGUCAUUGUAAACUUUUGGAAAGUAUG